UGCUCUCACUAAAAGACAAAAACAAUCACUAGACCUUCUUCAAUCUCUGCAUCCAUGGAGUCUCUCUCUUCUCUCUUCUCCUCAGAUCUCUCCUAAUUCCACACUCUCUGAUUCCUCCCCAGCAAAAACCCAUGUCUUAUCUCCUUUGCGCCGAUCCCCUAUCUCGGAUUCACCCGGAGCCUCAAUCCCUAGAAAAUUCCGAUCACUUCGACCUCCUCCCUGACUCUCUCCUCCUCCUCAUCUUCGAUAAAGUCGCCGACGUCAAGGAUCUCGGCCGUUGCUCCAUCGUCUCCCGUCGGUUUCACUCCUUAGUCCCUUUCGUCGAGAACGUACUCGUCCGCGUCGAUUGCGUAAUCUCCGACGAUGAUUCCUCCGCCGCCGACCGUCGAUUCUCUCUCAACUCCGCGUCGAUCACCGACGCCACCGCCGGUGGCUCAUUCUCCGCCUUGUUCCGUCUCGUAUUCGCUCCGAUUUUCAAGCCGUUUCAAGCUCUAGGGCAGUUUCUAGGUCCGAAGCGAUCAUCAUCGUCUUCUUCGCUGUUCCACGCAUCGUUCUCAGCACUCGAGGACGAAAUCGGAAGCGAGAUCGGCGUAACGCACCACUCGCCGACGCAGGUCUUGAAAAACUUCGCCGAGAUUCGGUUACUGAGGAUCGAACUACCGACGGGGGAAUUAGGGAUCGACGACGGAAUUCUGCUGAAAUGGAGAGCCGAUUUCGGAUCCACGCUCGACAAUUGCAUGAUUCUCGGCGCAUCUUCAGUGACUCGUUCGAAUCCGAAUCUUGUCAAGAAUCCCGUCGAUGACGACAAUGGUAACAUACCUGAGGCGUUCUACACCAAUGGAGGACUUAAGCUCCGUGUGGUAUGGACGAUAAGCUCGUUAAUCGCAGCUUCGGCUCGGCAUUAUCUUCUUCAGCCGAUCAUCACGGAGCACAAGAGCUUAGAUCGUCUGGUUCUCUCCGAUGCAGACGGGCAAGGUGUGUUGUCUAUGAACAGAGAACAGCUCGAAGAGCUUAGAGUUACUCCUUUAUCUGCUUCUUCAGCUUCGAAGAGGACCCUUGUGCCGGCACUGAACAUGAGGCUUUGGUAUGCGCCGGAAUUGGAUUUACCUGAUGGUACUGUGUUGAAAGGUGCUACAUUGGUGGCUAUUAGGCCGAGUGAGUCGAAGAAGGAAGUCUGUGAUGCUUCUUGGUUGUCUGAUGCGUUUGAAGAGCCGUUUGGGUCUGCGGCGAAGAUGUUGAUCAAGAGGAGGACUUAUUGUUUGGAGAUGAACUCGUUCUGAUUUCUCUCGCAUUAUGCUGGUUUCAGAUGGUGGGAGCAACGCCAAUCCAUAUUUAUUGGAGAAUGGAGUAAGGAGAAGAGAAGAGACGGAGAGAUCACAAAUGUCCUUAAAGCUAAAAAACCGCAACAACUCUGGAAGCGAAGAACGCAACUGUACAGAGAGAUCACAGAUUCAUGCGAAGCGGAGUUUCCAAUCGAAUCUGCAGGGAUGCAGGAGUAAAGGAGUUUCUCUGGAACAGAAGAACGCAAUUGUACAUACACUCUCUUGUAAAAGAAGUCUGUUAAUGAGCAAGAACAUGUGUUGUUUGUCUUGUGUUUAAAGACUUUAAAGAGACACAUAUUAGGAUGGGAAUCGCCGGGAAGGGAUUAUGUAUUUAUGUAACACGAGAGUUUGUAAUAAAUAUUUUUCAGCUUCA
Eutrema salsugineum is the source of this 1695-nucleotide messenger RNA. Its product is annotated as F-box protein At1g30200. The transcript has 2 exons. The record is from RefSeq and is a predicted model, not a curated record. Gene Ontology annotation, molecular function: protein binding. Lineage: Eukaryota; Viridiplantae; Streptophyta; Magnoliopsida; Brassicales; Brassicaceae. The coding region runs from base 132 to 1280 and encodes 382 amino acids.